This is a messenger RNA of Pyricularia grisea, 1468 nucleotides long. RefSeq lists its product as uncharacterized. Gene Ontology annotation, cellular component: septin ring; nucleus. Gene Ontology annotation, biological process: protein sumoylation. NCBI's taxonomy places the organism in Eukaryota, Fungi, Ascomycota, Sordariomycetes, Magnaporthales, Pyriculariaceae. Gene Ontology annotation, molecular function: protein tag activity; ubiquitin-like protein ligase binding. Bases 603 to 932 code for a protein of 109 amino acids. The transcript has 2 exons. The record is from RefSeq and is a predicted model, not a curated record.
CACAAAACUGCCUUUGGGUGGCCGCAACCUCCAAUUCACAUUGCAUCCUCUCAUAAGCGCGCUUCCGUAAACUUCCAGGUGCAUCGGUAAGUCGUCUUUUUUUUAUUUUUUUUUUAUUCCUCAUUUGCUGCAGUUGCGAUUCCGAAACAACAACUCUACCUUCCUACCUUAACUCAUCUACUAAAUCAAAGAUGACGACGCUUGUCAUUCCCCUCUGAUUUUUGACGUAUCGAUUACUUUGGAUCGCUUACCCCACCAAAAUCACGGAACUGGACCUCACUCCGCCCGCCUUGCCCAGACCCUCACCCACUUUCACGCGCCUGCCGCCGACGUGCCUUUCACUUUGCGCCUCUGGAUCCUGCACCGUCAAAAUCCUUCAUUUGAGUAGCACAAAACUCUUCUCGGAUUUGUGGUCACUAAUUCUUUUCUACAUUGGACAAAAUUUGGGACCAAAUCUAGUCCACCCACCUCGACGCGACUUCUGCUGCAUUUUCGACAUCGUUCAUCUCUCUGCCUUUACCACACGGAGAGUACCACGACCUUGAUCUAAUCGCCAAGCAUUUUAUCCCUCUAGUCACUUUCGAGACUACCUCAAAUUCAUAAUGUCGGAUCGCGAGAACGGCGGCAGCCCUCACGGUGACUACCCAGGCGCCGGCGGUGGUGCACCAGCUGGUGGUGGUGACCCAGCUGCUCCGGAGCACCUCAACAUCAAGGUGACGGACAACAACAACGAGGUCUUCUUCAAGAUCAAGCGGUCGACAAAGCUGGAGAAGCUCAUGAACGCAUUCUGCGACCGCCAGGGCAAGUCGCUCAGCCAAGUCCGCUUCCUGUUCGAUGGGCAGCGCGUCCAACCGACCGAUACACCAGACACGCUCGAAAUGGCCGACGGAGACACACUUGAGGUGCACCAGGAGCAGGUUGGUGGUGCUUAAUUUUUACGAGACAGUCAGUUUGGCCUCAGAUGCCUCCAUCUACUGCUAAGAGGGAGUACGGAUAGGUGCGGGGGGGAGAAGUGCAAAGGAGUGUCCCGAAAGAAACACGGAAACCUGGGCGGGGCUGGGAGGAUAGCUGCGGGCAACAUUUACGCCACUCUCUUUUUUCUAUUUUAUUGUCAUCAAAGCAAACCAACCUUUUUUUUUCUCAAUCUCGCAGUAAACCUUUCUUUAGGUUCUCUCAAGGGAAAAGAAAAAAGAAAAGGAGAGAAAUGGCAAUGCUACUAUUGCCAGUACAGUCGGGAUCUCCAGUGGUCUUACUCUUCAUCCCAAGGGAAGAGGAUGGGUAAAACCUCAUUCGGAAGCGAGAUGGACACAGCAAGACUAGCUCUUGAUGUAGUUCUAGAAGUGUCACCGAGUGGAAGGCUAUCUAUUGGGAAUGCAGGCUUGAUAUCACAUCUCCCUUUUUUUUUCUCUCUCUCUUUUCUCUCCCUCUCUCUAUGAAAUCUUUUCAGUAUUUUGCUGACGGAGAAACC